CAUUACCAAGCAAACCCAGGGAUAUAUAGUAUAUACCACCAUUACACAGAAUCAACCGGAACCAGAAGCUACAUUGACCCUGCACCUUCUUUCUCAACAAUGCCUUCUUCACAGCUCUAUCUUCUCCUCCCCCUGCUUCUUCUACCCCUUCUCUUGAUCAAUCACCCUGUACAAUGUGAUGAUGAGGAAGACAGUCUUCUUAAAGGCAUAAAUGACUACAGGGCAACCUUAAACUUGACGGCCCUAGUAAAGAAUGAGAAUGCAGAGUGCUUUGCAGAGGAAAUGGCUGACCAGUUCAAUGAUCAACAAUGCACAAAUACCACAGGAGCCAACACUGUACCAGGCACGGAGCCUACAUUUGAUACUUACCCCAAGCUUUUGGCUAAAUGCCAUUUGAAUAUCAGCGAUACAAGGGAGGGGAUGAUAAUGCCUGCUUGUGUUCCUAACCUUGUUGCAAGCCAACUCCUCUCUAACUUCACACAGUCACAGUACUCAGAGUAUCUCAAUGACACUAAAUAUACCGGAAUUGGAAUAGGUACCGAAGACAACUGGAUGGUUGUCGUGCUGACCACUAGCACUCCUGGAGGAAGCUUUGCAACUUACAAUGCUGCCAGCUUGGUUUCCAAGACUAGUCUGAUCUACCACUUGCUGUUUCUGCUGAUGAGUUUUUUCUUCUUCUUGUGAACUGAAGGAGGUGUUUGUAUCCUUGGUUUCCCCAGAUUUUCUGAGUCAUGAUGUGUCACAUUUAUGGAGUGGUAGUUCCACCUCCCCUUUAGAGAAUGUUACAAACUUACAAUGAAUUUACUAAAUUACUUGUCUUUUUUUUUUUAGUGAAAUACAUGAAACCAUCUACACAUUCUUUAAUGUUCCA
Messenger RNA from Vitis riparia (riverbank grape), 871 nucleotides. RefSeq lists its product as uncharacterized. NCBI's taxonomy places the organism in Eukaryota, Viridiplantae, Streptophyta, Magnoliopsida, Vitales, Vitaceae. The record is from RefSeq and is a predicted model, not a curated record. The coding region runs from base 100 to 684 and encodes 194 amino acids. The transcript has 2 exons.